Molecule: messenger RNA, 2204 nt
Organism: Haplochromis burtoni (Burton's mouthbrooder)
Lineage: Eukaryota; Metazoa; Chordata; Actinopteri; Cichliformes; Cichlidae
Product: V-set and immunoglobulin domain-containing protein 8
Exons: 3
Coding region: 760-1419 (219 amino acids)
Source: RefSeq, a predicted model, not a curated record
AUAUUAGGUAAAUUCUCUGAACAGGCCCAAACUGUUAUCAUUUCCAGUAAGGUCUAACUGUGUGACGUCAUUACGGUAAUAUAAGGAUGAAAAGCCUCCGCCCGGCGGAGAUUGUUGAUGCAAGACUGUUUUCCCCGCACUUUCUGCGCAAAAGUGUGUAAUAAAAUCACUAUUUUUGACACCUUCCACGGACUCUGCUUGUUUUUCCUUUUUACCCAAACCGAACCAGACGUAACAGUAUACAAACAGCUGUAGCUCCAUAAAGGCAGCAUGCAGAGACUCACAGUGUCUUAUAAUGAGAGGCUGCUUUCUCUCACACAUUAUGUUCACUUAUUAUCAGCACAUGUUGUUGUUCUGUGGAAGCUAACAUCUUGUAGUUUCUGACUCUUUGCAUGUUUAGCAUGAGGCUAAAAUUCCCCCUCAGUGGGUCACUGGUGACCCGCUGGAUGUUCAGAGGUUCACUAAAUCCAACAUGACUAAAAACUCAAAUGUCAAAAGAAAUAAACAAAAUAUUUAAAGUCAAUCAUUUAACCUCUCUGCUCUGUUUUGUUUCCUCUUUCAGAUCAUAAAUUCAUCACAGCUGAGUCUGGACAGAACAUCACCCUGCCAUGUCGAGCUCCAAAGAACAACAUCAGAGUUGUGAAGUGGAGAAGAGCUGACCUGGGAGAUGAACAUGUGCUUUUCUACCGGACUGAUCACUUUGUUCCGGCCAACCAGCAUCCAUCUUUUAAGAACCGGUCUGAUCUGCAGGACAGACAGAUGAAGGAUGGAGACGUGUCUUUGAUUCUGAAGGAUGUGAUGAUUGAUGACACUGGAACAUACGAGUGUCAUGUUUUUGUGGCAGAAACACACUCAUGGCAGCUCAGCAUCAGCGACCUGAGUGUUGUUCCUCCAGACCAGAAAAUCACCCCAGCUGAGUCUGGACAGGACGUCACUCUGACAUGUCGAGCUCCAAACAACAAGAUCGGAGGUGUAAAGUGGAGCAGAGCUGACCUGGGAGAAGAAUAUGUGCUUUUGUACCGUGACGGUCACUUUGAUCCAGCCAACCAGCAUAAAUCUUUUAAGAACCGGGUGGAUCUGCAGGACAGACAGAUCAAAGAUGGAGACGUGUCUUUGAUUCUGAAGGAUGUGACGACUGAUGAUGAUGGAAAAUACGAGUGUCAUGUUUUUGUGGCAGAAACAGACUCAAGGAAGCCCAUCAGCAUCAUCUAUCUGAGUGUUUUUCCUCCAGGUCAAACAGAAGAAGAGGAUGGAUCUGUUAGACUGAUAGUUCGUCUGUCCGUUUGUGCUGUGGUUUUUGUUGUUGCUGUUUAUGGAUUUUUGAUCUACACGAGAAAACCGUGUGACUCUAAGACUGAUAUUAAUCAGGAGGGGGAGCCUCUUUACUCUUUCCGGGAGGGUGAUCUGAAGGUUGAAUGAGAAAUGAACUCUCCAGAACAUCUAGCAACUGUAGACAUAGAACAUCUCUGAUGGUCAUCAUCAGGGGCAAAAAUGGGCUUUGUAAAUAUUUAUGGUGUUCUGUGUCACCUCAGGCAAUGGAAAAAAAGCAAGCCUAAAUUUGUCCUCCUGUGCAGGCUAAAUUUGUAGCAGGUUAUUUCAAUCUCGCACCCAAUCUUUUCUUAAGCCUGUGACAAAGUGGGUGAGAAGACCAUUUGUCUACAUUCUUAGUUAACAUUCUUGUUUUGAUUUAACCAUAUUUCACUUGUAAUGUGCAAUAGGCAAACAUCUACUAUCCCGGGUUUGUUUAUGUUUUGCACUUUUACAGAUUAUAUAAUAUAACAUCUUGGUUUAAAUCAAUUCCUACAAGUUUGUUAAGUUAACAUGUUCUUUAUUUCAACUGUUAAUUUGUAUUGUUUAGAACUUACCUUACCUACCUGUCUUCCAGAAACAAAAGGAGGAAAUGUAGUUUUACUUCCUGCUUUAUACCUUCUGGGUUCAUCUGAGGUCACAGGAAGAGACCAAGUGCAGAAGGGGAAGAACUCUUAUAAUUUAAUAAAGUUGAUUUUAGAGGGUUUAUAAAGAAAUAGAUUUAUUGUUGUAAUAUGUAUUGAUUACACCACAGAGUUUAUGUUGCCAGUAAAGAGGAGUAGUAGAGGUUUGAAUAUAAUCAUGUUCAUCUUACCUACCUACUGAAUGGAAUAGUCCAGAGGAGAAAUUGUUUGGUUAAGUGGACUAUUUAAGCAGAAGAACUCAGGUGUUUCGAG